UCACAAACCAUGAGAUCAUGGCCUGAGCUGAAGUCAAGAGUCCGACGCUUAACCCACUGGGCCACCCAGGUGCCCGGCAAACAUCAUUCUUAAUGGAGAAAUGUUGAAAUGUUUCCUCUAAGAAGGGGAAAGGAGAGGCCUUCUAUUUCCCAUUUGUAGCCAACAAAUGCUAAUGUUUUGGAGAAAGACAGUGAUGUAUUGUAAGCUUUUCAGGGCUUUUAUCCUAUGGGGUGGGGGAGAAUAGGAAACAGAAGGCAACAAAGAAGCAAUGAGAGCCAUGAAGAGUCUCUCUUCCGCCUCGCUCAUCCCUCUUCUCUUUCUGAGGAUCAGAACCAGAGUGGAAGCAACAGUCUUUAGAAUCACCAAUCGGAUGAUGUUGAUCAUUCAACUUUAGACCAAGAAGAGGCUUUGGAACAUCAUCUCCUGGAACAACCCUGUCAAUUCACCAGAAAAGAAUGUCUGGUCCAGACGAAGUAAAGGAGUUGCCCAAGAUCCUCCUGCCACUUUGUUGCCACUUUCCUCUCCGGUCCCUAAUGUGAGUCCCUUAGGUCCACUGCCAGCGGCUCCCGGUGCACCAGCGACCCUGCCCUGGCGUGAAGAAUCACCCAUGGAGAGGGCAGGCCACAUCAGCACCCAUAGCAUGUCCGGUGGCCCACCUUUCGCUCUGCUGACAUCACAAGCAGCAUGCUGGGGCUGGUCACGCUUGAAUUGUGAUGUCAGGGAACAAAACUAGGGGCAGCCUUCGAGGAGGGGGGCCAACUUGAUAGGGAGAUCAAAACACAGCAGCCGAAGGGAAAGUUGGUGAAGUGGGACCAGGGCUAGGCCGCUGCACCUGAAUGCCUGGGGGUCCUUUUCCAUCCCACCGCAGGGCAGCCAAGCCUCUAGCCCUCCCUGACAUGCAGAAAGUCUCACGUAAGUACUUGGGCUUCCUGCCUUUCGUCUGAAGGGCCAAAGAAGUGGCUCCUUUCCUUUCCAUUGAUGUGACUUCCUUCUGCCCACCCUCUUGCUCGUCCAAGAAGCUGUUUCUAUGAGAAGGACUAGUGUACCCCUCCAAGGCCCCUCGGCUCCUGCCGUGGCUUCUUCGUGGCUUUGCUCUAUCUUCUCAGGGCCAGUCCAGGACCACAAGCCAGCCCCGCAGCCGCCGGCCCAGCCCUCAAGCCCUUCCCACACUCAGCUCCUGAUGAGUAACAGCAGUCUCCGCACAUUUGAGGACCAAGUCCUCUGUCCCAUCUGCCUGGAGGUGUUCCGCAACCCGGUCACCACCACCUGCGGGCACAACUUCUGCAUGGCCUGCCUCCAAGGUUUCUGGGACCACCUGGCUACCGUGGGCGAGACACUGUACUGCCCCCAGUGCCGGGAGAGCUUCCCCUCCAGACCGCGCCUCUGCAAGAACGGCAUCCUGGAGGAGAUGGUGACCUGCUUGGCCCAGGUCAAGGGCCAGACCUUGGGGUCCUCACGGCCCCUGGCGGGGCCCAGGGACGUGCCCUGCGACUUCUGUUCCGCCCAGAAGCUCAAGUCAGUCAAGUCGUGUCUGCAGUGCAUGGCCUCCCUGUGCGAGAAGCACCUGAGCAGACACUUCGAGGACCAGAUGUUCCAGGACCACGAGCUGCUGGAGCCCGUGUGGGAUCUCAAGAGCCGCCUGUGCCGGAAGCAUCGCAAACUGCGGCGACUGUACUGCCGCACGGAAGGCAGCUGCGUGUGCGGAGCCUGUCUGCUGGAGGAACACAAGAACCACGACACCAUCCCCCUAGAGGAGGAACGUGCCAGGAAGGAGGUGGAGGUUCGGAAGGUCCAGGCCAGCGUGGAAAACCAGAUGCUGAUCAUCAACUCUGACAGCCAGAGGCACCGGGGGCAGGUGGCCUUUCUCUCGAAAUUGAUCCAGACAACACGCGAUGAGGUGAACGCCUGCUUCUCAGAGAUCAUCCAGGAGGUCAAACAGCUGCAGAUGAAGGUCUUGGAUUUUGUUGAGAAAGAGGAGGCAGCCGCUCUGGGGAAGCUGGGCAGCUCCAUCCAGCAGAGCCACAACCGGCUCCUGAAGCUGGAGGGGGACAGCAUCUGGCUCCGCGCCCUGCUCGCCAACAGGAGCGACCAGCAAUUCCUGCAGGAGUUCCCCAGACUGAAGCACUUUCCCGCCUGCCCGGAAGCCCUGAUGAGCACCAACUGUGAGGAGAAGCAGAGCUUUCUCCAGUUGCCGGAGACCCUGGCGGAGCUCCGGACGCGGCUGCUGGACGUGGGUCUCAGCUUCAUCAAUCAGCUCCUCCUGAAGGGUGACGCAGCCUCCUGGAAGCCCAUGCCCCUCUCUGAAAGGACACUGGGCUGUAAGAGUGUCCUCAGCAAAGCUCCUCAAUCUCCUCCAGGCAUUAAGAUGAACUCCUAUGAGUUGCUGCCCUCAGCUGUGGACAGGAAAACACUUCUCAAGUGUUACUGCAACCUGAACUUCGACCCCACCACGGCCAGCGAGGAACUGUUCCUGUUCAAGGAGACCCACUCGGUGCUGAACCUGGGCAUCCUUCUGGAGCCCUUCGCCGCGGGCGGCCCCUUCCCCGGCUUCAAGCAGUGGCCGCAGGUGCUGUGCUCGCGCGGCCUGUCCGAGGGCCGCCACUACUGGGAAGCCGAGGUGUCCAACUCGUGGGUGUGCCUGGGCCUCACCUACCGCCGCAGCCCCCCGCUCGGCGGCCGCCCGCGCCGCAACAUCGUCUACCUGCUGGGCCGCAACCCGUACUCGUGGUGCCUGGAGUGGGACUCGCUCAAGUUCUCCGUGUGGCACAACAACACGCAGACGGUGCUGUACGGCGGUUACCACCGCACGCUCGGCGUGGCGCUCGACUGCGGCACCGGCUGCCUCUCCUUCUACGGCGUGGCCGGCGGCGUGAGCCUGCUUUACCGCUUCCUCGUCUCCUUCCUGGAGCCGCUCUACCCCGCGGUCAUGGUCAGCAGCGGCGCCUCGGUCACGCUCAAGCAGCGCCCCGAGGCGGAGGCGUAGGCGGCAGCCAAUAAAGUUGGACUCUAGCGCUGGGCUGGGCCCGCGGGAAGGGGCGCCGGGGACGCGGGCCGCCGGAGGUCGCGGCCCCCCGGGUUGAAGGCUGGGGUGGGCGGCGAACCGGCCUCCCGUCCCCCUGACCCGCUGGCCCGCUGCCGGGUAUUCCCGGGAAUCCUAGGAAACAGGCAGACCCCUCAUUUCCCGCAGCCAUGGGAGAAGGGCUUUGAGCCAGGAUGGAGUCCCACACCACUCCCCUCCUGUGGGGUGGGGGGUGGGGG
Acinonyx jubatus (cheetah) is the source of this 3258-nucleotide messenger RNA. Its product is annotated as E3 ubiquitin/ISG15 ligase TRIM25-like. Gene Ontology annotation, molecular function: zinc ion binding; protein binding. Lineage: Eukaryota; Metazoa; Chordata; Mammalia; Carnivora; Felidae. The transcript is spliced from 8 exons. Bases 1028 to 2983 code for a protein of 651 amino acids. The record is from RefSeq and is a predicted model, not a curated record.